AUGACCGCAAUUGACUUGACCACCGACGGCGGCGUGACGAAGGAAAUCCUCACGGAAGGUUCCGGCGACCUUCCGCCCAAGGGAUAUGAGAUUCGAGCUCAUUACACGGGGACGUUGCUGGACGGGUCGAAAUUUGACAGUUCGCGCGACCGCAACCAAGUAUUUACGUUCGUGUUGGGCAAGGGCAACGUGAUCAAGGCAUGGGACUUGGGAUUUGCCACGAUGAAGGUCGGCGAACGCGCAAUCCUCACCUGCGCCCCCGAAUACGCGUACGGUGCGUCAGGCAGCCCACCGAAAAUCCCCGCCAACGCGACCUUAAAAUUUGACGUGGAAUUGCUUGGUUUUUCCCCCAAGAAGAAGGAGUUGUGGGAAAUGAGCGUCGACGAAAAACUCAAGGAAGCGGAAACGUCCAAGCAACAGGGCACGGCGUUCUUCAAGGCCGGCAAGUACGAGCAAGCGAACGACGCGUACUUGGAAGGCGUGAAGUACACGGAAAAAGACCACGAGUCGUCCGAGGACGAGAAGAGUCCGCUCAAGGACGUGCAAACGGUGCUGUACCUCAACAGUGCCAUGGCGUUGCUGAAGGCCCAAGACUACGCCGGUGCCGCGAGGUCUGCGUCCAAGGCUUUGAAGAACGACAAGAACAACGUCAAGGCAUUGUACCGUCGUGGUGUUGCCUUGCUCCACGGGAACGACUUGGACCGCGCGAAGGAGGACUUGACCGCUGCCGCCAAGUUGGACCCGCAGAACCGCGACGUGCGUCGGGAACUAGUCGUGUUGAAGGAAAAGCUGGCCGAGGCCAAAGUGGUUCAAAAGGGCGUGUACGGCGGCUUGUUCAACAAGGUGUCAAUCUACACGGACAAGGAAGUCGUGUUCAAGAACAUCUCGAUCGACGACGCGGACGACGAAGGCAAUCCGUUUGUGUGGUUUGACAUCACAAUUGACGGCGAGUUGGUUGGGCGCAUCCACUUUCAACUGUAUGCGAACGUCGUGCCCAAGACGGCCGAAAACUUCCGCGCGCUGUGCACGGGCGAACACACGAGCAAGACGUCGGGCCAGCAGCUGACGUUCAAGGGCUCGUCGUUCCACCGCGUGAUCAAGAACUUUAUGUUGCAAGGCGGGGACUUCACGCGCGGCGACGGCACCGGGGGCGAAAGCAUUUACGGCGAGAAGUUUGCCGACGAAAACUUCAAGAUCCACCAUACCCAGGCGGGGCUGCUGUCCAUGGCGAACGCCGGUCCCGGCACGAACGGCUCGCAAUUCUUCAUCACGACGGUCGAGACGCCGCAUUUGGACGGCAAGCACGUUGUGUUUGGUCGUGUGAUGGAUGGCAUGGACGUUGUCAAGAAGAUCGAAGCGCUCGAGACGGAUGCCGGCGACAAGCCCAAGGUCCCUGUCAUCAUCUCGGACUGCGGAGUGUUCAAGGUAGAAGAAUAA
Molecule: messenger RNA, 1437 nt
Organism: Aphanomyces astaci
Lineage: Eukaryota; Oomycota; Saprolegniomycetes; Saprolegniales; Verrucalvaceae
Product: peptidyl-prolyl cis-trans isomerase
Exons: 2
Coding region: 1-1437 (478 amino acids)
Biological process (GO): protein folding; protein peptidyl-prolyl isomerization
Molecular function (GO): protein binding; peptidyl-prolyl cis-trans isomerase activity
Source: RefSeq, a predicted model, not a curated record